UAAACUUGAAUUUUCUUUUUACUCGUACUACGUUAAAACCCUGAACCUCAUCCAAGUUUCGCCUCCACCAAAAUCCUGAAAAAAUGGGGGCACUCACACUCCGAUUACCUUCUCUUUCCUCCAUUUUCAUCCCAUCUUCUUUCUCCUCUCGCUCGACAGCAAUCCUCCGCCGCCGCAACCACCACCACCAUCUUCAACCCACCAUCAGAUUCUGCACCAGAAGUGCAUCAUCAGCAGAGACAUCCGCUUCAACACCCACUUCCACCACCAAGCCUAAAUCCCAAGACAAAGUAAUCACCCCACGUUCUCAGGACUUCAAUGCUUGGUACCUUGACAUUAUUUAUCAUGCCGAGCUUUCCGAUUACGGCCCUGUUCGUGGUACCAUGGUUAUUCGCCCUUAUGGUUAUGCUAUCUGGGAAUCCAUUCAGGAUUAUUUGAAUGUUAAGUUCAAGGAAACUGGUCACAGCAAUAUGUACUUCCCACAGUUUAUACCGUAUUCAUUUAUAGAGAAAGAAGCUAGUCAUGUUGAAGGUUUUAGUCCAGAAUUAGCUGUUGUCACUAUUGGUGGAGGAAAGGAACUUGAAGAAAAACUUGUGGUUCGACCUACUAGUGAAACUAUAGUAAACCAUAUGUUCACUCAAUGGAUCCAAAGUCAUCGUGAUCUUCCUUUAAUGAUUAACCAGUGGGCAAAUGUCACAAGAUGGGAGAUGCGCACAAAGCCAUUUGUGAGGACUCUUGAAUUUCUUUGGCAAGAAGGUCAUACUGCUCAUUCCACUCCAGAAGAGGCAGAGAAAGAGGCCUUGCAGAUGAUUGAUGUCUACACAAAGUUUGCUUAUGAGCAUGCUGCAAUACCUGUAAUUGCAGGCAGGAAAUCAAAGGUAGAAACAUUUGCUGGUGCUGAUAGAACUUAUACAAUCGAGGCUAUGAUGGGUGACAGGAAAGCUCUACAAGCUGGCACUAGCCACAACCUUGGACAGAAUUUCUCACGUGCAUUUGGCACACAGUUUACUUAUGAGAAUGGGCAAAGGCAACAUGUGUGGCAGACUUCAUGGGCUAUAAGCACACGUUUUGUGGGUGGUAUAAUCAUGACUCAUGGUGAUGAUGCUGGUUUAAUGCUUCCUCCAAGGGUUGCUCCUAUACAGGUUGUGAUUGUACCCAUUUGGAAAAAGGAAGAAGAGAAAUUAGGAGUUCUUGAUGCUGGCAUUUCUACUUAUGAAGCCUUGAAAAGUGCUGGGAUUAAAGUUAAAUUUGACGACUCUGAGCAGCAAACCCCUGGAUGGAAAUUUAACUUUUGGGAAAUGAAGGGAGUUCCUGUAAGAAUAGAAAUUGGUCCACGUGAUGUUUUGAAUAAGAGUGUGGUCAUAUCAAGAAGAGAUAUUCCUGGUAAACAAGGAAAAGUAUUUGGAGUAUCCAUGGAACCUGAUGUUCUGGUUUCUUAUGUAAAAGACAAGUUGGAUGAAGUACAGGCAUCAUUGUUGAGUAUGGCAACAUCAUUCCGUGAUAGUAACAUUGUGGAUGUGACAUCAUAUGAAGAGCUUAAAGCGGCAAUAUCUGAUGGAAAGUGGGCAAGGGGUCCUUGGUCUGGCAGUGAUGAGGAUGAGUUGAAAGUAAAAGAAGAAACCGGGGCAACAAUUAGAUGUUUCCCUUUUGAACAACCUCAAGGGACAAAAACUUGCUUGAUGACAGGAGGUCCUGCUGAGGAAGUCGCAAUUUUUGCAAAAUCAUACUAGCCAGAGGUUUUUAUGAACAACCUCAAGGGACAAAAUCAUACUCUAAUGCAAAGGGAGUUUUGCUUUGGCAUCAUAUUUUGGUUGCAAAUUGUUCUAAGAUGCGAUUUUUUAUGAAGCAGAUGUUUAGGAACAACAGAUAUGAUUAGUUCUUUCGCUCCAAAUCGAGAAUACAUGGCAUACAUUAUUGUACAUUUACCUUCAUAUACUGUUUGAUGUGAGAGAUUUUAUCUUUUCAAAAAAAAAAAAAAUAAAAAAUUGUGAGAGAUUUUAUAGGCGAGUGAAUUGUAGUAAUAUUCUUCGUUUCCAACUUGUAGACUUUUUGGUCCAAGGUUUACUAUACAUUCAAUUUGUCAUGAUUCAAUUCAUUGUGUUGCUCCUAAAUUUUGAAUAAAAUGUGGCUUGGUCUUGCAAUAAA
Molecule: messenger RNA, 2145 nt
Organism: Chenopodium quinoa (quinoa)
Lineage: Eukaryota; Viridiplantae; Streptophyta; Magnoliopsida; Caryophyllales; Amaranthaceae
Product: proline--tRNA ligase, chloroplastic/mitochondrial-like
Exons: 11
Coding region: 84-1730 (548 amino acids)
Biological process (GO): prolyl-tRNA aminoacylation
Cellular component (GO): chloroplast stroma; mitochondrion; aminoacyl-tRNA synthetase multienzyme complex
Molecular function (GO): ATP binding; proline-tRNA ligase activity
Source: RefSeq, a predicted model, not a curated record